UAUAAAUAUAUAAGCCACGCAGCUCUGGAGUUUGACCAUAUGAACUGUACCGAAUACCGCGAAUAGAUUACGUCAGUUGGAGUUCACUUCCCCUCCAGGGAUAUCCGCUCGUAGUGACAUGUAAUUUUCUUUAUCAUCAAAACGAAUUUUACAAUUCAAAAGAAGGACAAAAUGACAGAGAUACAAAAAUUAUCUCGUUGGUAUUUUGGAGGAUUUGCUUCUGCUGGCGCUGCUUGUGUUACACAUCCAUUAGAUUUGCUCAAGGUACAUAUGCAAACUCAACAAGAAGGUAAAAUAUCUGUAAUGCGUUCUACUAUUGCGAUAAUAAAAAGGGACGGUAUUUUGGCUUUAUAUAAUGGUCUUACUGCAUCUUUACUUCGUCAACUUACAUAUUCUACAACAAGAUUUGGAGCUUACGAGGUAGCUAAGCAGGCAUUAGAAACACCUGGGAAUCCUACGCCGUUUUAUCAAAAGCUGCUUUUGGCUGGAUGUGCAGGUGCUGCUGGUGGAAUCGUGGGUACUCCAGGAGAUUUGAUUAAUGUGCGUAUGCAAAAUGACAUUAAGUUAGCGCCAAACCUUAGGAGAAAUUACAAACAUGCUAUAAAUGGAUUAAUUCGAGUAAUUCAAGAAGAAGGUGUACAACGUUUAUUUAAUGGUUGUUCUACUGCAACUGGAAGAGCAAUAUUAAUGACCAUAGGACAAUUGAGUUUUUAUGAUCAGAUUAAAAUACUUUUAUUAACAAGUGGUUACUUUACAGAUAAUCCUACCACCCACAUAAUUUCAAGCGUAUGCGCAGGUGCUGUAGCUACAACACUAACACAACCAUUGGAUGUUUUAAAAACGCGUGCAAUGAAUGCAAAGGUUGGAGAAUUCAAGAAUUUUGCAGAUCUCUUUUUAUAUACUGCCAAGCUUGGACCACUGGCUUUCUUUAAGGGCUAUGUACCAGCAUUUAUACGACUAGCUCCUCAAACGGUUCUCACUUUUCUCUUUCUUGAACAACUCAGAGCCUAUUUUGGCAUUCCAAUACCAACUGAGAAACCAUCUUAAUGCAAUAUUUAUUUUCUUUGAUAUUAAAUUAACUUGGGAACUAUUAUCCAUCCAUUACAUCGCACAUAAUAGCGUAGGUUUAUCCUUAAUUUGUAUAAGCUGCCAAUUUUACUCUACAUGUCUAUAUCUUGAUUAUUAUAUUAAUGCAUAUAAUCAUUUUACAAAUACUUUAUAUAAUAUAUUCGUAUCAUUUUUAUUAGGGCCAUUUAUGCUAUUGAAAACAGAAAAAGAAUUUAAGUACGUUCAAAUUUGUGUUAACAAAAUAUGUCGCAAAAGUAUUUCCAAUCAUACAUUCCUUGUAAAUAUUAUUGAUUGUUAUUUAUAUGCAGGCAUAUAUGUGUAUACAAAACGAUACAUACAUACGGUACAUACAUGUAUUUAUAUUAACGUUUAAAUGUACGCAACAAAUUGAUUUACUUAUAUUAGAAUAAUAUCCGAAUACUCGUGUCUUACUAUAGCAGGACUAUGGUAAGACUUGAAUGUUUUAAUUAUCAAUUAAGCGUACAAAAUACACAAUUGCCAUUGUAAUACAUACAUACAUACAUAGUAAAGCGAAAGGUAAUAUUUGGAGUCUAUUUCAAGUUAUAUUUUUUUAAUAAAUAUUUGCUAUAUACAU
Vespa mandarinia (Asian giant hornet) is the source of this 1663-nucleotide messenger RNA. It is a transcript of the gene Dic1, whose product is annotated as Dicarboxylate carrier 1. The record is from RefSeq and is a predicted model, not a curated record. NCBI's taxonomy places the organism in Eukaryota, Metazoa, Arthropoda, Insecta, Hymenoptera, Vespidae.